GGAGUGGUCAGUGAACGGUCAGUUAGGAGGCUGUAUGUUUGUAUUUGUGGUAUGACGUCUGUUCCUUUCUCUUUUGUCCGCUCUGUGGAGUUCUGGAGUUGGUUCAGGAUGGCGGUGUGUGUUCUGCCUGUGGUGUUGGUUGUGAUGGGAGUGUAUGUAGACUACACACACACUGCAGACCGCUGUUCUACACUCACUGUUUCCAAUGACUCCCUGCUGGUGGAGUACGGAGAACCUGUUAAAGUGAACUGCUCCAUAUCAUCCAAACCUUCAUCACAUUUCUUUCUGGGCUGGGAGUCUCAGUUUAAUGCUGUCCAAACAGACAGUGAGACCAGUUUGGUGUGGAGGGCGCCCAGUCUGACAGAGUGGGAGGUGAACGGAAGAGAGAUGUUCUGUUACCUGUCAGUGCCGAAUACAGAACAAUGUAAACGGAAGGUCCAUCUGACGCUUUACAAGCGUCCAGACAGUGUGAAUAUCAGUUCUGAGUCCAGCGUGUGGUCAGAAGGUCAGAUGAUGAAGCUGAAGUGUGAGAUUGAGAAUGUGGGUCCAUUACAGAACCUUACUGUGCAGUGGACCAGAGUGGACCAGAACAACAUCACAACAGUGACUGAAAUGCCGUAUGGAAGUUUCAGCACUUCUGGAGAGGAGAGGAAGAACGGGAAUGUGAUGUCCACACUGACUGUCUCGGCCAGCCGUGAUGAAGAUGGAGUCCAGUAUCAGUGUGCAGCUCUACUGAAGCUGGAGCAGCUCCAACAACUACAAUUGAUGUCUGUUCAACACUCACUGUUUCCCAUAAGUCCCUGCUGGUGGAGUACGGAGAACCUGUUGAACUCAACCUGCUCCAUAUCAUCCAAACCUUCAUCUGAUUUCUUUCUGGCUGGGAGUCUCAGAUUAAUCCUGUCCAAACAGGCAGUGAGACCAGUUUGGUGUGGAGGGCGCCCAGUCUGA
Messenger RNA from Pygocentrus nattereri (red-bellied piranha), 948 nucleotides. RefSeq lists its product as uncharacterized. Gene Ontology annotation, molecular function: integrin binding. The transcript has 4 exons. NCBI's taxonomy places the organism in Eukaryota, Metazoa, Chordata, Actinopteri, Characiformes, Serrasalmidae. Gene Ontology annotation, cellular component: membrane. The record is from RefSeq and is a predicted model, not a curated record. The coding region runs from base 52 to 948 and encodes 298 amino acids. Gene Ontology annotation, biological process: cell-cell adhesion.